ACAAACGAAAAGAAGAAAAACUCUGCUUCCGUUCUCACAGUAGCUGUCGAUUCCAGAAACCCUAACAUUUCCCCGUCGAUCAGCCAAAACACCAGAGUUUUAAUAAAAAAAAAAUCGGAGAAUCGAAAAUGUUGAAAGGGAGGAAACCUGUGGGAAGAGAGACUAUGGCUGCCCACUAUGCGUUCGGCCCGCUCGAGGAUGACAUCAUCAUAAAGCACAGGCUUUUGACUCGCACAACAACAACGAGAGGCGAACCGCCGUUGAAGAAGCUUCAAAAGAAGUUCACGGCCUUUGCUACGGAAGUGGAAAAAGAAGCCGAAAACUAUGGCGACUGUGAAAGGCUCGCCAAGUCUUUCUUGCAGGAGCUGAACACGUUCGAGAUUCCACUGCUCAAGAGCAGAGCGGUUAUAGAUGCUAAUGUUAGAGAGAAGGAGAAUUUCAACGAGCUUAAAUACGAGAUAAAUAGGCAGAUUUCGCAGGCGCAUGGCGAUAUAGAGGAUCUGAAGAAACAGCUGGAGGAGAGCAAGAUCGAGAGGCAGCAUAAAGAAGAGUGUGAAGCUAUUAGGAAGUUGAUAGCUAUGCAGCCACCGAGAUCGGAAACGCAGAAAACCAUCACGGAUCUUGAAAAGGAGAUUGCAAUGCUGGAAGCUGAAAACACUGCUGGCUCGAGAACACUCGAUCUCCGUAAAAAGCAGUUUGCACUUCUACUGCAUGUGGUGGAUGAACUACAGAACACCAUCGAGGAAGAACAGAGAAGUUUAAUGGAAGAAAUGAGAACAGCUGUCGAUGAGCAUAGGACUGGUUUGGAGGAUGCUAAUGGGGGUCCUGAAGCUAUGGCCCUCGAUUAACGUUACGGUAAAGAGAAUGCAAAACGAACCGAGGUGCAGUAUGUGUAAUGUUUUUCUUCUGCAUAUUGUUGAAGUUUUCGACUAAGGCUGCGCGGCUCAUAGGGUUGCUUGAUGAGCUGGCACUAGUGUAUGUUGUAACCAGAUUGAUUACGUUUAAGUAUAAUCUGAGCAGCAAAUUUUCGAUUUAUGACUUGUUUGAAAAUAGUUUAUACAUUAAAUUUCCUUCUAGAAGUAAUCGA
Erythranthe guttata (spotted monkey flower) is the source of this 1087-nucleotide messenger RNA. Lineage: Eukaryota; Viridiplantae; Streptophyta; Magnoliopsida; Lamiales; Phrymaceae. The record is from RefSeq and is a predicted model, not a curated record.